AUGUCAUAGGCACAACAAUUAGAGUUAGUCGAGGAUGAAGAAAUAGAUAUCAUAUAAGAUGAUUAAUUACAAAUACAAAGUAGGAGUUAAUAAGUAGUGAUUAAAAAUGAAAGAGAGUUUGAUUGGGUAAGGUAUAAAACUGAGGAGUGUUGCGAUAAAGAAUGUGCUUUGUUAGAUAAAAAGAAAGAAUUUGUAUUUCCCUUAUUAUUUAAUUGCAUAAAGUGGCACAACCAAUUUGAUAAAAGACGUAAAAUAGUUGUUAAAGACAAAAAUAAAUUCAAUUACAGCAGGCUUUUUGUCAAGGAAACAGAUAGAGAAGAUACAAGAUUUUGCAUGAAUUUUUUUGAGUAUUUUUAUCAUCCUUAAAAUUUCAGAUCAAAAGAAUGUCCUUCUGUAGCAGCUAAUUAAAAUUUGAAUGGAACAACAGAAAACAGUAAUUAAUUAGCAAAAGAUAAGCCAAGUGUAUGCAUUUAUGGAAUAUUUUGUCCUUACUAUCACAACUAAGCAGAAAAAAAUGACUGGGUAAAUGAUUUAAAAGCCACUAAAUACAUGGCAGCACCCAAAGAAAAAUUCACAUAGAGUUUACUUGAUGACUUUAACAAUAUUUAAUCUAGUAACAAGCAGUUAGAAAAAUUAUACGAGCAAAUCUCUCAGUAAAAGGUAGUACCUAAGAACCAAAACACAAAUAGCAAUAACAAUAACUCUGUGGAUUAAGUAACUCCAAUUUCUAAGAAUGAGCCUUCUCCAAAAGAAAAAUUAAAUAUGUAAUUAGCUAAUAUAGAUAAGAUUUAAGAUAAUAAAAUGACAUAGAACACAGCAAACAUUCUUUUAGAUUUAUACGACGAUGAUAGUAUUGUAGAUAGAAAUGAUAUUUUGAUGUUAGAUCCAAUAAAUGAGCUAGAAGAAAAACACACGAAUUCUAAAGGCAGUGACUCCAAUCUCUAAGGUAGAACUAGUAAAGUAGAUAAAUCAAAUAAAAAGAUAUCUUAUUCCCCAAAAAGCAAGACUAUGGUAAACUUAGAGUAAAAAGAGACAAAGAAAAAAACUUAAAAUCCUCCAAACAAAAAUGAUCAAAAUACUCCAGUAAAUUAAGAAUUUAAAAACUAAGGCGAUUUAUCAAACAAAAACAUCGAUAUCCAAGUUGCAGAAUUAAAGAUAAAGCAAGAAUAAAAUUAAAAUAAAAAGUCUAAAAAAAAUAAUGAAUACUAAUUUUAAGACAUAAGACACAGUUCUAACAGUCUUAAUAAUCCAGACACAAAAUCAAAGAGCGAAUUAGAUAUAACAAAACAAACUUCAAAAUACACUGAUUUGAGCUCCAAUGAUGAGUAUCUUAAAGAUUUUACAGAUGUUAAUACCCAAAAAUACAGUAACAAGGUUUAUUAUUAUAAGUAAGACUUAGGUCAUGAAAGUUCUACAGUCGAAUUUAAAAACUACUAGAAGAUAUCCUCAUGUAAAAUCUAAAAAGACAUGAUCGCUAUAUUAAAAUUGCAAGAAUAUGGUUAAUAUAUUUGCGGUUUCUUAAACCACAAAGGAGGAACAAUGUAUAUAGGUGUGCAUGAUGAAGGUUGGGUAGAUGGUAUAAGCUUGAAUGCUAAGUAAAAGGAUUGGUUUAAUUUGUAUAUAGAUUAUAUAACUUCUUUAAUAGAACCAAGAUUAGUAGUGGGAGAAGUGAGAAUCAACUAUACUGAAGUAAUUGGAAAGCCUGUGUAGCUUAGUAAAGACUGUAAAAAUUAUGUAAUCGAGCUAUAAGUAGUAAAAACUAACUAUUCAGAUAUAUAUUUCUUUGAGAAUAAUGCAUAUAUUAAAAAAUAAUCUUCGAAUGCCAAAAUGUCAAUACAAGAAAUAAAAUAAGACUUAUAAGUUAAAAUAAAAAAGCAACUCAGAGCAGAGUGCAACCAAAUCUAAAAAAUGUUUCUAUAUGAUGAUUUGAGCGAUUUAGAUUCUUAAAAUUUAAAAUAAUUGUAAAAAUUAGAAGAAAAGCUUAAGUAUGUAUUAAACUAGGUUUAGAUAAAAAUAGAAGAAAAGAAAUAAGAAAAUUGA
Tetrahymena thermophila SB210 is the source of this 2040-nucleotide messenger RNA. RefSeq names its product divergent AAA domain protein. NCBI's taxonomy places the organism in Eukaryota, Ciliophora, Oligohymenophorea, Hymenostomatida, Tetrahymenidae. The record is from RefSeq and is a predicted model, not a curated record. The transcript is spliced from 4 exons.